UCGUCCUAUUUGGAGUAUCCGAUUCUUGUCGGGCAGGUUCUCCUUCUGUUGGCCCUUUUACUCCAUUACAGUCAGCGAAUCGGUCCGAAAUGGUUGGCCGCAUUUGGGGUUUAUUCAGCCGUCGUCUACUCCUUGUCCACAGGCAUGUUUCCUGGCGCUCUGCUAGUCAUGUUGAUGAGCCUCUGCACGCCGUUAUCUGCUGCGAGUAGACUGGUUCAAAUUCGAACUAUGCACAGCUCUCAAAACUCGGAGUCUGUCAGUGUUUUGACUUGGUCAAUCGCCGUCUACACGUGCGUUAGUAAGCGUCGUUAUACUAAAUUCUUUUAGUCUGAAUAGAAUUAAGGUUUUUGUUUUACUUUUUUCUCAGUGCGGAUUUUGAUUACUUUGGAUCGCGGUUUCGACGCUCCGCUGUUGGCCAACUAUUCAGUUAGUUUGAUUCUCAAUUUGGCCGUGAUAACUUUGGCGUUGAAACUGAGACGGCCGUCGAAGAGAGACCAGAAAAUCGAGUGACAUUAAAUUUGAUGGCCAACAAAAUCUAUUUCACGCGUAACGUAAUUAUUUAUCCGUCGUUAAUUAAAAUUUUAUCCGACGUUAAUUAUGAUUAGUCCAGUGCAGAUCGAGUACGGCCGGUAGAGACAAAAAGGACAUAGCUAUAAUAAUAAAUUGUUUAACUAACUAACUAGAAAGAGACUGUUACGUUUAAAUUCUUGCUCGUCUAAAUAUGGCAUGUGUCCUUUUGAGUUGUCACGUUUCUCAGAGUUUGUUUACCUCGUCUAUAUUCGAUGGUACAGAAGCUUCUCUCUUCUAAUUUGACAUUUACCUGCCACUGGUUAAAUUAUAGUGGAAGCUCCUUGGCAUCUGAUAUGGGAUGACCUUAAAAGGGGCAUCAAGGUCAAACAAACAACUUGUCAAGUCAAACGAGUGAUGUGUUAACUGUCAGGGUGAUUGAGUUUUUUUUUUUUUUUUUUUUAACGAACGUGUUCCUAUUUUCUAUUCUUAUUUGGAAUGUUUAACUGGAAGGCAAGCGUCUGUGCCCCUCUAAAUAUCCUGUCACACGAAUUAUUUAAAUAAAUCCGCAAUCCUAUCCCCUGCAUCUGUUUCCCGAAUAACAGUAUACCUGAUUCCUUUCUAAUGGUCAGUCACACACAGUCAACAGGACUGCAGUGAGUGCAUAUUGUUGCCUUUUUAGUGGAAUAAAACGUAAAUCGUCAUGAAAACAUCGGUGUUGGCCUUUUUCAUCAUGGUGUGGAUGACGCAGUCUCAAACGUAUCCAACGCAACCACCAAUGCGUCGGCCACAGUUCACAAUUACCGACGACGAAUUUAAUUGGUACAAGCCGGUUGCAGUUAUCCUGAAACCAGCGUCGAAACGAGAUUUGCAACAGCGGUUGCUUCAGGUUAACGUCGAUGAAUUCCUGUUAGCGUCUUAUCCGCCGUCUCUACUUCCACCUUGGCCGUUUGUCCAAGAUUAUUCGGCUUAUUUCCGCUUCUGGAUUAAUUACCAAUCAAGUGACAGAUUAAGGGAUGUGUACAGAAGAUACGAGUUAGCUGGCCAUGUCGAGCGUAGGUUAACAUUUCUGGCCAGGAUGGGACUCGUUGCCAUUCCGAAGGUGACGAAAAUCAAUCGCCAAAGAAGUGGAAAUAACCGAAAUCAGGAACAACAUGCCAGAACAAAGGAAAAAGGGUAAAGACAAACUGCCACCUCCGUGGUUGUAUGAACUCGUCGGACCUCCUGGACCAGCUGGAAAAGACGGUGUCAAUGGUAUUCAUGGAAUUAAUGGUGUCGAUGGUAAGGAUGGCAGGGACGGAAUCCCCGGAGCAAUUGGUCCAACCGGACCUCAAGGUUUAAUGGGUCCCCCUGGGCAAAAUGGAAUGAAUGGCUCACCGGGCCCUCAAGGCCCUCCCGGAAUACCUGGUGCUCAAGGAGUUCAAGGGUCGCAAGGCCCACAAGGGAGCGACGGAAAGGAUGGUUCCGAUGGAACGAACGGGAAGGAUGGGACUCCUGGCGCUACUGGGCCUUCCGGUACACCAGGACAGAAUGCAAAAGACGGAAGAGAUGGAUCAGCUGGACCACCCGGCGCACCAGGUCAACCAGGAACUGCCGGACAAAAUGGGAAGGAUGGAGUUGACGGGAAAGAUGGUCAAGACGGAGCUCCGGGUCCACCAGGUCCUCCUGGAAAAGACGGCCAAGAUGGAAGGCCCGGAACGUAUGGCCAAGAUGGUCAAGAUGGAUCGGUGGGAGCAGCCGGGCCUAGCGGAGUAGCUGGAUUAUCAGGUGCCGCUAGCGUUAGUGGGCCAGCCGGAGUACCAGGAAUUCCCGGAACGCCAGGGACCCCUGGUGUUCAGUGGCCAUCAAGUUCAAUCGGCUAACGGACUAUAUAUACAUUUUGCUAAUUUAUACGACAUAGAAUUCAAUUUUGCUUAAAGUAAAAUAGCCAAAUACUCUGCUGGCACUAAUACAGUCUUAUGUAAUAUCUUCA
Molecule: messenger RNA, 2479 nt
Organism: Daphnia pulicaria
Lineage: Eukaryota; Metazoa; Arthropoda; Branchiopoda; Diplostraca; Daphniidae
Product: collagen alpha-1(I) chain-like
Exons: 11
Coding region: 1662-2369 (235 amino acids)
Source: RefSeq, a predicted model, not a curated record